CGCGACGGUUUCUAAUGGGUUUCAAACGAACAAGAGACGGAGAGAUGGCGGACGCAAAGCCUGAGCAGUCCGCAUCGCCGUUCGUGGCGAUGUUUGAGGGCUUCCGGAAAGAACUAGACGAGCAUCACGACCGCCGCGAGAGGAUCAUUAAGGCGUCGCGCGACAUCACCGCGUCGAGCAAGAAAAUCAUCUUCACAUUGCAGAGAGUCCGCACAGUUGGGCAACCAGUCCCUGCCUUCGUCACUAAGAACAACGCGCCAUACUGGGAAACCAUUGAAAAGCAAUAUGCCAGCAUUGCCGCCGACCUCCAAGGACUCAAUGCCUACCGCUACUCUCACAAUAUCACGGGCGGCAACCAGGAGUUUAUGGAAGCACUCAGCUUCCAGCAUUACCUGGAAAUGCAGUCACUUAUCUCGUAUGAAGAGUCAAAGUCACGGAUUUCGAAAAUGAGUGGAGAGGCUGGGGACGUAUCGCUGACGCCAGAGGACUACGUGUUGGGGAUUUGCGACAUGACGGGUGAACUGAUGCGGUUUUCAGUCACGAGCAUGGCUACGAGCGGGAGCUUGCCGUCGGGCAAACAGACUGCUCCUAACAAGAGAGUCAAGAAAGAUAAAGAUCAAGAGGAUGCGAGCGACCAAAUGGAUAUCGAUGAGCAAACGCCGACUGUGGAUGAGGCUCAGAGACCGAGGACUGUCUUGGACGACCUUCGAGCGAUUCGGCUGCAGCUUGAGAUGUUCGAGGCUCCGGGUGGGUCCAAGUUUGGGCAUGAUCUAGAGACAAAGAAGAUGCCAGUUAUGCGGGAGUGUGUAGACAAGGUGGAGAAGGCGCUGUAUGGGCUCACUGUGAGAGGUUCGGAGAGGCCCAAGGGCUGGCUGCCUGACAUGAGCAGCGGUGGGCGCGCAGAGGUGGAAAGCUACUGAGUGGCUCUAGUUGGGAUGGAGAAUGAUAAUUAUACCGCUCCUAUCAAGUGCAGAGCCUGGUAUUAUUCCCUUCUCGCGUUAUCUGUGGCUGUGCAGUGAAGUUGUGCCGCUCACAUCCCCACA
Molecule: messenger RNA, 1043 nt
Organism: Cucurbitaria berberidis CBS 394.84
Lineage: Eukaryota; Fungi; Ascomycota; Dothideomycetes; Pleosporales; Cucurbitariaceae
Product: Translin
Exons: 3
Coding region: 45-920 (291 amino acids)
Cellular component (GO): nucleus; cytoplasm
Molecular function (GO): sequence-specific DNA binding; RNA binding; RNA endonuclease activity
Source: RefSeq, a predicted model, not a curated record